CGUUGGACGUUGGCAAAAUUCGUAAGGAAGAAGAAGCAGUCUUACGAAGUAGGAAGAUUGUGAGCCGCCUCAGAGACCGAGAGAGCAAAGCAAGAGCUUCACCGGCCUCAGUUGUUUCGCCGCACUCUUUCUUCUGGGUUUAAGCAGAUAUAGGUAUCAGGGUGGGAAGGUGGACAUGGAUAUCACGAGAAAGAGUAAAAAGAAGAAAUUGGUGAAGGAAGGCGGGAAGGAUGAGAAGCGUGGGGUUUGCUACUUGGGUCGGAUUCCUCCUCGCAUGGAUCCUUCAACACUUCGUCAGAUGCUCUCUCAGUUUGGAGAGAUACAAAGGGUUUAUCUUACACCUCAAGACCCUUCUGCUCAAGUACAUAACAUCCGAGCUGGUAAAUUUCAAAGGCAAAACUUUUCAGAAGGGUGGGUUGAAUUUUCUGACAAAAGGGUUGCUAAGAGAGUUGCUAAUAUGUUAAAUGGUGAACAAAUAGGUGGGAGGAAGAGGUCAUCUUUCUACUAUGAUCUUUGGAAUAUCAAGUAUUUAAGUAAAUUCAAGUGGGAUGAUCUUACUGAAGAGAUUGCUUACAAGAAAGCCACUCGGGAGCAAAAACUAGCUUUAGAAAUAUCUGCUGCUAAGAGGGAGCGGGAUUUCUAUCUCUCUAAAGUUGAUAAGUCCCGUGCCUUGAGUUGCAUAGAAGAAAGAUUGAAAAAGAAGCAAAAGGUCGAAGAAGAUCCAGGACUAAAGCAAAAGGCCGAAGAAGAUCUAGGACUAAAGCAAAAGGCUGAAGAAGAUCCAGGACUAAAGCCAAAGGCCGAAGAAGAUCCAGAAAACAAGCCUGAUCUCCCUGUUAGCCAGCCAAAACGGGAGGUAAUUCGCCGGUUCCGACAGAAGACACCUGUUGCAGAUAAUGCUGCUGAAAUCAGACCUCGGCUCUCGAAAGAUAUACUUGCAGGGGUAUUUGGUGGUUCUUAUUGCCCAACUUUUUAAUGAUUGGCAUACUUAAAGUGGAGCUGCUGUAAACCAAGGACAUCGUCUGGAUCUCCGGAGUGCCUGCCUGUGUUUGAGAUUUGAGUGGUCUUUCCCAAUUUUGUCACUGAUCUAGCUGGAACUAAUCCGUGUAUGGUUUGAACCAGGAUCACAAAAUCACACAAUAUGAACCGUGUGAAAGAUACUUGUAUCUGUAUUUAUUUUAUAUGAUAAGUUGCUUUUCAUUUGAGUUAUAUGGACAAAUCAUAUAAAGGACCUUUUCAUGGUUGAUGUUCCUCA
This is a messenger RNA of Prunus persica (peach), 1255 nucleotides long. Its product is annotated as pre-rRNA-processing protein ESF2. Gene Ontology annotation, cellular component: nucleolus. The record is from RefSeq and is a predicted model, not a curated record. Lineage: Eukaryota; Viridiplantae; Streptophyta; Magnoliopsida; Rosales; Rosaceae. Gene Ontology annotation, molecular function: RNA binding. Gene Ontology annotation, biological process: small-subunit processome assembly; endonucleolytic cleavage to generate mature 5'-end of SSU-rRNA from (SSU-rRNA, 5.8S rRNA, LSU-rRNA); endonucleolytic cleavage in 5'-ETS of tricistronic rRNA transcript (SSU-rRNA, 5.8S rRNA, LSU-rRNA). The transcript is spliced from 7 exons. The coding region runs from base 176 to 976 and encodes 266 amino acids.